Molecule: messenger RNA, 1750 nt
Organism: Lytechinus variegatus (green sea urchin)
Lineage: Eukaryota; Metazoa; Echinodermata; Echinoidea; Temnopleuroida; Toxopneustidae
Product: fatty acyl-CoA reductase 1-like
Exons: 13
Coding region: 23-1585 (520 amino acids)
Biological process (GO): long-chain fatty-acyl-CoA metabolic process
Cellular component (GO): peroxisome
Molecular function (GO): alcohol-forming very long-chain fatty acyl-CoA reductase (NADP+) activity
Source: RefSeq, a predicted model, not a curated record
CCUGAAAAGUAACCCUUCCACCAUGGCGUACCGCUCUGUCAGUGACUUCUAUGCCGGCAAGACGUUGAUGAUCACCGGUGCCACUGGCUUCAUUGGCAAGGUGCUGUUAGAGAAACUCCUUCGGUGCUGCCCAGACAUCAAGAAGAUAUUCCUCCUUGUCAGACCGAAGAGGGACAAGGGAGCGACCGCCCGUAUCAAAGAGAUCACUUCUGGCAUAAUAUUUGAUAAAGUCAGGGAAGCCCAGCCGAACUUCCGGGCAAAACUAGUCCCCAUCGAGAGCGACCUCAGUGAACCCGACCUUGCCUUAAAUGAAGAAGACAUCAGGACACUGCAGGAAGAGACAGAGCUUGUAUUUCAUGUUGCAGCUACUGUCAGAUUCGAUGAAAAACUAUCAAUCUCCCUCCGGAUGAACGUGUCUGCCACCAGAAAGAUAUUGCAACUCAGCAAAGGGAUGGACAAAUUAUUGGUAUUUCAUCAUGUUUCAACAGCAUAUAGCAACUGUGACCAAUCCAGGAUAGAAGAGGUUGUUUACCCUCCUCCUGUUGACCCAUACAAGAUCUUGGAUGCUGCAGAAUGGAUGUCGGACGACAUGAUAGAGAGCUUAACACCCAUGCUGCUGGGCAAGAGACCAAACACAUACACCUUCACCAAGGCUCUGGCGGAGUAUGUUGUUAUGGAAGAGGGUAAGGGGUUGCCAAUUUGCAUCUCAAGACCGUCUACUGUUUUAGCAGCGUGGAAAGAGCCUUUUCCUGGCUGGGUGGAUAACAUACUAGGUGGAAGUGGACUCGUUGUUGCAGUUGGGAAAGGGUUGUUAACUACAGUGCUCUGUGAUCCAAAGGCUAUUCUUGACGUCACUCCUGUCGAUGUUAUAGUGAAUGCAAUGAUUGGCGUGACGUGGUAUACAGGCAUCCACAAACCUGCCUCCAUCCCAGUCUACAACUUGGUCAACAGUCACGAUAUUCCAUACAAAUUAGGAACACAUUGGGCUGAUCUCGUAGACUGUCUUGAGAUAUUUCCAAUGGAGAAGGCACUUGGACGACCAAUGGUUCAACUCACCAAAUACUCACUAGUAUUUGAAUGGAUGAACCUGUUCAAUGGGAAGAUACCAGCUUUUUUCAUGGAUUGUGUCUCGAAGCUGAGGGGACAGAAACCUAUGAUGAUGAAGAUAAAUCAAAGGGUCGUAAGGCUGGUUUACGCACUGAGGUACUUCAUGUUAAACUCUUGGGACUUUAGCCACCAGAAUAUAGAAGCUCUUUCCACUGCAAUGAACGAGAAAGACAGGGAGGUAUUUUUCACUGAUAUGAAAACGCUCUAUUGGCCGUCAUACAUGAAAGCCUACGUCCUUGGUGCCAAGAGAUUCAUUCUAAAUGAAGAUCUAGACAAUCUCCCUGCAGCACACGGUCAUCAAAGAAUGUUGCGUAACCUCCGAUGGACCUUCAAUACCGUCCUCGCUGUCGUUAUUUGGCGUAUCCUCAUGACCCGGUCAAAGGUCGCCCGGAACUUCCGGGCCUUUGUAAUCAACGUUUUCUUCAUAUUCAUUCGACGUUGUCGCAUGCUUAUUAACUCCAUGGGUCGAUCUAAUUGAUUAUGCUUUGUCACCAAUUCUUGCUACUUGGUGUGGCAGGUGAGAUGUGGUAGGUAAUAUGCAGGUCUUUGAUAUAGAUACAGAGCCAUUGGCCCGUAUCCUGAAGUCAGGUUCAACUUAGACCACGGUCUAACUCUGUGCUAAAAACAUAUGGGAAGCCAGAAG